Molecule: messenger RNA, 4595 nt
Organism: Juglans regia (Persian walnut)
Lineage: Eukaryota; Viridiplantae; Streptophyta; Magnoliopsida; Fagales; Juglandaceae
Product: helicase-like transcription factor CHR28
Exons: 11
Coding region: 372-4154 (1260 amino acids)
Molecular function (GO): ATP binding; metal ion binding; ATP-dependent chromatin remodeler activity
Source: RefSeq, a predicted model, not a curated record
UGAACCCCCCAUACGUCCGUUAUCGUACGCACCGAAUCCUAUUUAAACCUGCGACACCCUCCCACCAAUCAUCACCACGUACUUCACGCCCCCCUCCCCCCUCAUUAUUUUUAUUUUUAUUUUUUGUUUGCCUUUUCCUUUUCUUUGAAAAGAAAAGGUCGCAUUGCGAAACUUCUCCGAAAGCCACUCUUGACUCUCUCUUUGUGAAUCAAAGAAUCCGCCCCCUGGGACGGACAAUUUCGUCGUCGUUUCGGGGAGAGAUGCUGUUUUGGUCUUAUUCGGAUCGGAACUCGCCGAUUAUAUCCUUUUGUGUUAGGGUUUGAAGAGGGUGCGGGAGAGAGGGAGAGUCGGGAUUAGAGACUUUCUGGAUCAUGUUGAUGACGGACGACGGCUCGAACGUUUGGACGCGCGGCGAUUUCUCCGCCGUCGAUGAAUUUGGCAACGAGGACAUGUCCAUCGACGUCGAUACUCUCUAUCACAUUCUUAGAGAGGAGCCCCAGCCUUUGCAGAGCAAUCUGGAGGAUCCAUCAUUGAACUGCAUGUCACAAGAUGAAUCAACUCGUGAUGUUGGCAACGAUGAGAAUAUGCAGUUUCAAACAGAUACCUCACACGACCCUGUUGUUGAGGAUGUUGAUGUGAAAUUUGCAAACAAUGGUGCUUUGAUUGAAAAUGGUGUGGAUAUAUUUGGACCACAAGAUACUAAGCCAUGUACAUAUAUGGGAAUGUCCUUCAUGGAUGUAGUUAUGUCCUCACAAAAUGUAACUUCUACUGAGUCUACAAUUUGUCAAGGUUAUGAUGUUAUAAGAGACAUAACCGACCGAUACUCUGCUAUGAAUUAUGGCAUGAAUAUGGAAAAUACACUUGUUGAUGAUUUCUCGCAGCAUUAUAUGCCUAGUAGCUAUAGUUCUCAAUAUUCAUUGGCUAAUGAGGGAAUGAUCGCAAACAUGAAGGAUGAAAUAGGGGAAUUUUCUGAUGCUAGUGCCUGCUCAAGUAGUAAGCUGAAUUUGAGUAAUUUGAAGGAAAUAAAUGGUGGAUCCGUCUCAGAGGUGUUGAUGACAGAUUAUUCAGAUGUUAAGGGAUGGAAUUUUACAUAUGAAGGUAAUAUGUCAUCAGUCUCUGGAAAUUCUUCAUCUGAUGCUGAAAAUUGCACUCCAUCAUACAUUUCAAGCAAAGAGCAAGCAACUUAUCUGAAGGAUGAAGUAACUGAUGAAUUGAUGGCACCUAGUAGCCAUUCUGUUGAAGCUUUUGAAGAAGCUGCCUACAAUUUUUUUGUUGACAGAGACCUGAACCAGUCAUUUGGUAAUCUUCAUUCUACAUCAUCUCAGAAGAACAAUCACAUAAAACAUGAGAAAGAAGACAUAAUAAUUGCUUCCAAGAGAGCUCGGCACUCUCAAGACUCAGCUAAUGAAAUUUCCAGUGAAGCCGACAUUGAUGGUGGAUGUUUGAAUUUAAGUGCAUCAGAACUAUAUUUUCCCGGUGUUCAGCCACCCACUUUGAGCAAGAUGCUGUUUGAUUGUAUUAAGGAUGAAAGUGAAGGUAAAAUGGUUGGAUCCAAGAGCAUGGACUCUCAUUUUUCAGAAGUCUGGACUGACUUAAAUUGUAAAGAUUUCUCAGACAAAUCUCAUGUUGAGGAUGACUCUGACAUAUGUAUCAUUGAAGAUAUGAGUCAUCCCCCACCCACUAAUCGUUCUCUGGCAAAUGGGAAUUCUAUUAUUACUUCACAACCCUCUACAUUUAGCAAUUCCCUUCAUCACACAGGUGUAGGAGGCACAAGGCAUAAGACAAGAGAUGAGAGGUUGGUUUUACAAGUUGCAUUGCAGGAUCUUUCGCAGCCAAAGUCGGAAGCUAGUCCACCUGAUGGAGAUCUGGCAGUUCCUUUACUAAGACAUCAGAGAAUUGCUUUGUCAUGGAUGGUUCAAAAGGAGACAGCUAGCUUACACUGCUCGGGAGGCAUUCUUGCAGAUGAUCAGGGAUUGGGAAAAACAGUAUCAACAAUUGCACUUAUUCUGAAGGAAAGGCCUCCAUCUUUAAGAUCCUGUCAUGAUGUAAAACAAAGGGAGUUCGAAACUCUAAAUUUAGAUGAGGAUGAUGAUGCUCUUCCUGCACUUGAUGGAAUGGAGCAUGAUGCUGAUUUACAACAAGUGAUGUCAAACGGAAGUCGGGUCCAGAGCCUGAAUCCUUUGGUCCAAUUUAAGGGAAGGCCAUCUGCUGGAACCCUUAUUGUUUGUCCUACUAGUGUUCUACGGCAAUGGGCUGAGGAGUUGAGUAGUAAGGUAACUAGCAAGGCUAAUCUGUCUGUGCUUGUAUACCAUGGAAGCAACCGGACAAAGGAUCCCUGCGAGCUGACUAAGUAUGAUGUUGUCCUCACAACAUAUUCAAUUGUCAGCAUGGAGGUCCCAAAACAGUCUUUUGCAGAUGAAGAAGAUGAUGAGAAAGGAAAGCCAGAAGAUGAUGCUGGCUUUUCAUCUAGCAGGAAAAGGAAAUGUCUUCCUAGCUCUAUUAAAAAGUGCUUAAAAAAUAAGAAGGGUUCGGAUUGUGCACUACUUGAAUCUGCUGCUCGUCCUCUUGGAAAGGUGGGAUGGUUUAGGGUUGUCUUGGAUGAGGCCCAAAGCAUCAAGAAUCACAGAACUCAAGUAGCUAGGGCCUGUUGGGGUCUUCGUGCUAAACGAAGGUGGUGCUUGUCUGGGACUCCAAUCCAAAAUGCAAUUGAUGAUCUUUACAGUUACUUCAAAUUUCUCAGAUAUGAUCCUUAUGCUUUAUAUACGUCAUUCUGUUCUACAAUAAAGAUCCCUAUCAAUAGGAGUCCAGCAAAAGGGUACAAGAAGCUACAAGCUGUCCUGAAGACAAUAAUGUUACGCCGCACCAAAGACACACUUCUUGAUGGGGAACCUAUUAUUAACCUGCCACCCAAAUUCAUAGAACUGAAAAAAGUGGAUUUCUCAGUUGAAGAACGUAAUUUCUACUCCAGAUUAGAGGCUGAUUCACGUGCUCAGUUUCAAGAAUAUGCAGAUGCUGGAACUGUCAAACAAAAUUAUGUUAACAUCUUGUUAAUGCUCUUGCGCCUUCGACAAGCUUGUGACCACCCCCUUCUUGUUAGGCCUUAUGAUUCAAAUUCUUUGUGGAGAUCCUCAGUGGAGAUGGCAAAGAAGCUUCCUCGCGAAAAACAAAUAUCUCUUCUGAAUUGUUUGGAAGCAUCUCUAGCAAUCUGUGGCAUCUGUAAUGAUCCCCCUGAAGAUGCUGUUGUUUCGAUAUGUGGUCAUGUUUUCUGCGGCCAAUGCAUUAGUGAACAUCUUACUGGUGAUGAUAAACAGUGCCCUGUUACAAAUUGCAAAGCUAGACUCACUUCGUCUUCGGUAUUUGCUAAAGCCACACUAAACAGUUCUCUCUCUGACCAUCCUGGUGAGGGUAGUUCUCCCAAUUGCUCUGUUUCUGAAGCUGUUGGCUCAGCUGAACUCUUUUCUGAGGCUAACUCGUAUAGUUCUACGAAAAUUAAGGCUGCUCUUGAGCUCCUGCUUUCAUUGUGUAAACCAGAGGGUUGUACAUCAAGAAAUAGUUCUGCACUGAAUACUUCUGACAAAAAGGCCAUAUGUCUCAGCAACUCUGUUGGGGAAUUACUUGAGGACAGUCCUGGCAGACAAAUUUUGGCUGUAGAAAAGGGUUCUAAUGGUUCAGCCGGGGUGGUUGGAGAGAAAGCCAUAGUGUUUUCCCAGUGGACCAGGAUGUUGGAUUUGCUUGAAGAUUGUCUUAAGAACUCUUCCAUUCAAUACAGAAGACUUGAUGGAACCAUGUCAGUUCUCGCCAGAGAUAAAGCUGUGAAGGAUUUUAACACCCUCCCUGAGGUGUCUGUUAUGAUCAUGUCUUUGAAAGCUGCUAGCCUUGGUCUCAACAUGGUUGCAGCUUGCCAUGUUGUUCUUCUGGACCUGUGGUGGAAUCCUACCACUGAAGAUCAAGCAAUUGAUAGAGCACACCGAAUUGGGCAAACUCGUCCUGUAAGGGUUUUGCGGUUAACGGUGAGAGAUACAGUUGAAGAUCGUAUCUUAGCCCUUCAGCAAAAGAAGAGACAGAUGGUUGCAUCUGCAUUUGGGGAGGAUGGAACUGGUGGUCGUCAGACACGCCUCACAGUGGAGGACCUGAAAUACCUGUUUAUGAUGUGAUUAGGGGAUUUUUUUCAGGCUUGACAGAUGUUAUUUGCUAACACAGGUUAUCAAUAGAUUUGUUUUUGGCGGUAGGAGCAAUAGGAGCAGCUCAAUUACUUGAACAUUGACUGACAACAGAUCUUAAAGGAGUGACGAGGGGCUAUAUUGAUAAGAAGUUCAUGUGAAUAGUCGAUAUAUAGAAUCACAUCAUCCAUUCUUUUUCCUUAGAUUUUGUCUUUUAGGGAAUGAGCUCUGUGUCUUCCUCCUCAUUCCCUUGUACAUUUUAUAGGAUGUAGUCUACAGCAAGGAAAGAUAUCACCUGAAAAUUGUUUCUUCCAAGUUUAAAUGAUAGAAGACUCAUUUUUCUUUUUCAUUUUUUGUUUAGUAUGAUGUAUAAUAGUGAGUUUACUAGUACAAGGAUCAUUAGAAUACUUAUCCACAAAAAAAGAUUUUAAGGUU